UCGCCCCCCCCUCCUUCCUUCCUCCUCCUCCCCGCCUGCCAGCCAAGCUCGCGCCCCCGCCCCUCCUCCCCCCGCUGCCAGCCGGAGCCGAAGCCGGAGCGGAGCCCGGGCGGCUCAUUGCGGAGCGAAGCUGCAGCCGCGAUGGCCACGACCGUGACCUGCACCCGCUUCACCGACGAGUAUCAGCUGUACGAGGAAAUUGGCAAGGGGGCUUUCUCAGUUGUUCGGCGCUGUGUCAAACUCUGCACUGGACACGAAUAUGCGGCAAAGAUUAUCAACACCAAGAAGCUCUCAGCCAGAGAUCAUCAGAAGUUGGAGCGAGAAGCUCGAAUUUGCCGUCUCCUGAAGCAUUCCAACAUCGUUCGCCUCCAUGAUAGCAUAUCUGAGGAAGGCUUCCACUACCUCGUCUUUGAUCUGGUCACGGGCGGGGAGCUCUUUGAAGACAUUGUUGCCAGGGAAUACUACAGUGAAGCCGAUGCAAGUCACUGUAUCCAUCAGAUAUUAGAAAGCGUAACUUACAUUCACCACUAUGCCAUUGUGCAUAGGGACCUGAAGCCAGAGAACCUGCUUCUGGCCAGCAAAUGCAAAGGAGCGGCGGUGAAGUUGGCAGACUUCGGCUUGGCGAUUGAGGUGCAAGGAGACCAGCAGGCCUGGUUUGGCUUCGCAGGCACUCCUGGCUAUCUUUCUCCUGAAGUUCUACGCAAAGAAGCUUAUGGCAAACCUGUGGAUAUCUGGGCAUGUGGUGUUAUUCUAUACAUCUUAUUGGUUGGGUAUCCGCCUUUCUGGGAUGAAGAUCAGCACAAGCUGUACCAACAGAUUAAGGCUGGAGCCUAUGAUUUUCCUUCUCCUGAGUGGGACACAGUCACUCCCGAAGCAAAAAACCUCAUAAACCAGAUGUUAACCAUCAAUCCAGCAAAGAGAAUCACAGCUCACGAAGCUCUAAAACAUCCAUGGGUCUGUCAACGUUCAACAGUGGCCUCCAUGAUGCACAGACAGGAAACCGUAGAGUGUCUGAAAAAGUUCAAUGCCAGAAGGAAGCUCAAGGGUGCAAUUCUUACCACUAUGUUGGCAACGAGAAACUUUUCAGUGGGCAGACAGACCACCGCUCCUGCCACAAUGUCUGCAGCAGCAGCAGCCUCCGGUGCCACCAUGGGUUUGGUGGAGCAAGCUAAGAGUUUACUGAACAAGAAAGCUGACGGCGUGAAGCCUCAAACAAACAGCACCAAAGGCAGCACCGGAGUUACCAGCCCGAAAGGGACCCUUCCUCCAGCCGCGCUGGAACCUCAAACCACCGUUAUCCAUAACCCAGUGGACGGCAUUAAGGAAUCCUCCGACAGCACAAACACCACCAUAGAGGAUGAGGACACGAAAGUUAAGGCUGCUGAUAAUGAGCUUGUAAAAAGCCAGUUGAAUCCAGGAUCUGUCCCUGAACUUACUCCCAGUCUGCAGACUUCUCCGAUACCAUCUUCUGCUGCUGCUGCUGUUGCUGCUGCUUUACCCAAGCUGACUGAUGUAUUAGGCAUGGUGAAAAAGGGAUCAGGGGUCCCAGAAGCUGAAGAGUCAAAGACUUUGGUCUCUCCACCCUGCAUAUCUCCAGCUGUUGCAAACCCUCUACCUCCCCAGUCGGCAAAGCUUUCUGAUGUAUUAGGCAUGGUGAAACGGGGCUCUGGGCCACCAGAAGCAGAAGAAGCAAAGCCUUCCAUCACUUUGCCCUUCCCUCCUUCUGUUGUUGCAAAUCCUGUUCCUCUCCAGUCUGCCAAACUCUCUGAUGUAUUAGGCAUGGUGAAAAAGGGGUCUGGGCCUCCAGGGGCUGAAGAGUCAAAGCCUUCCAUCCCUCUGCCUAGCCCAUCUCCAGGGGCUGCAAAUCCUCUUCCUUUCCAGUCUGCAAAACUUUGUGAUGUAUUAGGCAUGGUGAAAAAGGGCUCUGGGCUUCCUGAAGGCGAAGAGCCAAAGUCCUCCAUCACCCUUCCAUGCCCACCUUCAGGUGCUGCCAACCCUCUUCCUCCCCAGUCUGCCAAGUUGUCUGAUAUUCUAAGCAUGGUGAAACGGGGCUCUGGAGCCCCAGAAGCUGAGGGGCCACAGCCAGCUGUCACCCAGCUUUUCCCAAUUCCACUCAUCCCAAAUCCUCUGCCUUCAGAUCCCCGCAAGCAGGAAAUCAUAAAGAUUACAGAGCAGCUGAUUGAGGCUGUGAACAAUGGGGACUUUGAGGCAUAUGCAAAAAUAUGUGAUCCAGGCCUAACUUCAUUCGAACCAGAAGCCUUGGGCAACCUUGUUGAAGGGAUGGACUUCCACAGAUUUUAUUUUGAAAACUUGUUAUCUAAGAACAACAAGCCCAUUCACACAACCAUCCUGAACCCUCACGUGCACGUCAUUGGGGAAGAUGCAGCCUGCAUUGCCUACAUCCGCCUGACGCAGUACAUUGAUGGGCAGGGCCGCCCUCGCACUUGCCAGUCGGAGGAGACCCGCGUCUGGCACCGCCGCGAUGGCAAGUGGCAGAAUGUCCACUUCCACUGCUCGGGAGCACCUGUGGCACCACUCCAGUGAAGAGCUAAUGCUGGAUAUUCUGGUUUCAUCUCGAAGGAGACGGUGAUUUGAGCUGAGCCGCUAGCCGGGAACAGCGGUGACAAGCACGUGCCCGCAUGCUCGUGUCCCCCUCCCCCCCCCCCCGUUCCCCAUCCUCUCCUCUUUCAUUUCCAGUGCCUGUGUUUGCAGAAAAAA
Lacerta agilis (Sand lizard) is the source of this 2718-nucleotide messenger RNA. It is a transcript of the gene CAMK2B, whose product is annotated as calcium/calmodulin dependent protein kinase II beta. The coding region runs from base 142 to 2544 and encodes 800 amino acids. The transcript has 27 exons. Gene Ontology annotation, biological process: protein phosphorylation. Gene Ontology annotation, molecular function: calcium/calmodulin-dependent protein kinase activity; calmodulin binding; ATP binding. NCBI's taxonomy places the organism in Eukaryota, Metazoa, Chordata, Lepidosauria, Squamata, Lacertidae. The record is from RefSeq and is a predicted model, not a curated record. Gene Ontology annotation, cellular component: cytoplasm; neuron projection.